AUGAGCAAGCGCGAGCUGGAGGUUGCGGGCGAGUCGAGGCGGGCGAGCAAAGCUGCGCGGGUGGCAGGCGGCGAGGACGGCGAGGGCGAGUACCUCUACCACGAGCUCUUUGAGCGGAUGCAAGCGACGUUUCCCGAGGACAUGGCCGGCCUACUGGCGCCGGGAACGGCGGAGGCGCGGCGGGAGGAGCUGGUGGAGAUGCUUGAUCUAGGUUGGAUUGAGCGGUUUGCGUGGGCAGUGCCGACCAAGGCCGCCAUCGACGUAGUGACCGGGCUGGUCGGCCUCGCCGGCGCAUCGCGGGUGGUGGAGAUCGGCGCCGGUAACGGGUACUGGGCGUCGCUCAUUGCGGCGCGUGGCGUUGAGGUCGCGGCGUACGACGUGGCGCGCGAGGACGACGAUGAUGACGAGGGCGAGCGCAAGGUGUGGUACAAGGUCCAGGGCGUGGCGUCGCAGGACGAGAUGAUGGUGGCGCUGGAGGCGGAGGACAAUGCGGUGCUCAUGCUGUGCUACCCGGACGACGGCGAGGAUGCCGACGACGGCGAGAUCAACGCCGAGAGUGCCAUGUCUGUCUCUGCGCUGCAGGCGUUCCGUGGCGAGUACGUGGUGCAUGUGGGCGAGCUGAUGGCGGACGGACGCGGGGUGACCCGGCCGGGCCCGUGGGGCCGGACCACGCACCCCGAGUUCCAGAUCAUGCUCGCGGAGCACUUCCACCAGGUCCUUGCGCUCGAGCUUCCGUCAUGGCCGACGUCGAACGACGUGCUGAGCGUGUGGAAGCGGUCGGCCGAGGUCGAGCUCGAUGACGCCGAGUUUGUGUACGUGCCGGCGGAGGAGCGACUGCCGUCGACGCGGGCGGCGCCGGCGUUUGCGCACUUGCUGUGA
This is a messenger RNA of Thecamonas trahens ATCC 50062, 879 nucleotides long. RefSeq lists its product as uncharacterized. The transcript has a single exon. Bases 1 to 879 code for a protein of 292 amino acids. NCBI's taxonomy places the organism in Eukaryota, Apusomonadida, Apusomonadidae. The record is from RefSeq and is a predicted model, not a curated record.